Molecule: messenger RNA, 884 nt
Organism: Aspergillus glaucus CBS 516.65
Lineage: Eukaryota; Fungi; Ascomycota; Eurotiomycetes; Eurotiales; Aspergillaceae
Product: sterol desaturase family protein
Exons: 2
Coding region: 1-882 (293 amino acids)
Biological process (GO): lipid biosynthetic process
Molecular function (GO): oxidoreductase activity; iron ion binding
Source: RefSeq, a predicted model, not a curated record
AUGGAUUUUGUUCUUGAUAUUGCGGACAAGUUUGUCUUUGAUUAUGUGUAUGCAUUCAUAUAUUUGAAGGGAUUGGGCAGCUUAAACGUAUGGGAAAGGACUCAUAUUGUACGGCAAUUCCUGAGUUUGUUCCUCAUUACCUGGGCUUUCGGCUUCAUGCUUUAUUUUAUUUGCGCCAGCUUAAGUUACAUUCUGGUCUUUGAUCGAGGUCUUCAGGAGCAUCCACGGUUUCAAAAGGGCCAGAUCAAAAUGGAGAUCCGGCAGGCAUCUUCAGCAAUGCCAGUCAUGGCGCUGCUGACUGCACCUUUCUUUCUUGCAGAGGUCCGCGGGUACUCAAAGCUUUACCAUGCCCUUUCUGAAGCACCUUUCACCGGCUAUACCCUUCUUUCCGUGCCACUUUUUAUUUUAUUCACAGACUUAUUUAUCUAUUUGAUCCACCGGUCUCUUCAUCAUCCUUUGCUUUACAAAAGGCUGCAUAAACCUCACCACAAGUGGGUUGUUCCGACCCCCUUUGCAUCCCACGCCUUCCACCCGUUGGAUGGAUGGUCCCAGAGCCUCCCUUAUCACAUUUUUCCAUUGUUAUUCCCCCUUCAUAAGUUCAUAUACCUUGGAUUGUUUGGGUUUGUCAAUUUCUGGACCGUUGGAAUCCAUGAUGGGUAUUUCCUUUCGCAUGAUCCAGUGAUAAAUGGUUCUGCAUGCCAUACAAUGCACCAUCUAUACUUCAACUACAAUUAUGGUCAAUUCACAACUAUUUGGGACCGUAUCGGAGGAAGCUAUCGGAAGCCAAACAUCGAACUAGGGAGCAAAGAGACUGAUACACGACAAAAAGAAUGGGUUCAUCAGAGCACGGAAAUUCGGAAUAUCGAGAAAAAGCUGGCAUAGUG